UAGUGCCGUGAGAGAGAUAACAAACUGUGGAGGGGUUUCACGAGAACGGACAAAGGGGUCGUUCCCUUACAAACUUGGUCAAAAACCCAACUUGAAGAAGACAUAAACAAAAACAAUACAAGGGAACCCCUCUUGAAUCGAUAGACGGCUAUUCCAGGUUAUCUGGGUUUUCUCCCGGACUAUCCUAUCAGUUUGGAGUUGUGGUGUGGGAUGGAUGAUAUGCGGCCUACUAGCGGCGCGGCAGCCCACCUCGGGCUUGCGUCGCUAUUCCCCACUGGUCUCCAAGCUGUGUAUGCGGAAUGCAGGCGCUUGUAUCCCGACCAGGCCAACCCCUUGCAAGUUACAGCCAUCGUUAAAUACUGGCUAGGUGGGCCGGACCCACUAGACUACAUCAGUAUGUACAGGAACAUGGGCUGUGUGGCACAGGAUGUCCAGGAGCACUGGCAUUACAUUAGUAUGGGACUCAGUGACCUGUAUGGAGACAACAGAGUCCAUGAGUUCUCGGGUCCUGAUGGCCCCAGUGGUUUUGGCUUUGAGCUGACAUUCAGACUGAAGAGGGAGGCUGGGGAGACGGCACCCCCCACCUGGCCCGCAGAGCUGAUGCAGGGGCUGGCCCGAUACGUCUUUCAGUCAGAAAACACGUUCUGCAGUGGCGACCACAUCUCGUGGCACAGCCCCCUGGACAACAGCGAGUCUCGUAUCCAGCACAUGCUCCUGACCGAAGACCCCCAGAUGCAACCCGUGCUCACUCCCUUUGGCCAAGUCAGCUUCCUCCAGAUUGUGGGUGUAUGUACAGAGGAGCUGCAGGCAGCACAGCAGUGGAACGGCCAGGGCAUCUUGGAUCUCCUGCGAGGGGUGCACGUGGCAGGGGGCCCAUGGCUGGUCACAGACAUGAGGAGAGGAGAGACGAUAUUUGAGAUCGACCCACACCUACAACAGGAGCGAGUGGAGAAGGGCAUUGAGACGGACGGCUCCAACCUGAGUGGCGUGAGCGCCAAGUGUGUGUGGGACGACCUGAGUCGGCCGCCAGAGGACGAGGACGACAGCCGCAGCAUCUGCAUCGGCUCACAGCCCCGACGCCUCUCUGAUAAAGACACAGAGCAGAUCAGAGAAGCCUUGAGGAAAGGACUAGAGAUCAACAGCAAGGCUGUUCUCCCGCCAAUAGGUGGCCAAAGGCAGAACCACGAUCGACCCCAACAAUCACUGGGACAUUUGCAGACCCAGCAGGCUUCAAGAAGCCGUAAAGACAGCCUGGAGAGCGAGAGCUCGGCGGCCAUCGUCCCUCACGAGCUGGUACGCACGCGGCAGCUAGAGAGCGUCCACCUCAAGUUCAACCAGGAGUCCGGCACACUCUUGCCCCUUUGCCUCAGGGGCCGGCUGCUUCACGGGAGGCACUUCACGUACAAGAGCAUAAACGGAGACACGGCCAUCACCUUUGUGUCGACCGGCGUGGAGGGAGCCUUCGCCACGGAGGAGCAUCCGUAUGCCGCGCACGGCCCCUGGCUGCAGAUCCUACUCACAGAGGAGUUUGUGGAACAGAUGCUGGGAGAGCUGCAGGAUUUGAGCUCUCGCGAGGAGACCAAGCAGCCCAAGGAGUACAGCUGGCCGGAGAGGAAGCUGAAGAUCUCUGUGCUGCCGGACUCGGCAUUCGACAGCCCUCUGCAGUAGCCCUUCUUUCCUCCUGCCCCUCCUCUUCCUCUGUAUUGCCCUUGGGGCAUCUACCCAUCAUCUCCUGAGGCCUUCUUAACCCCCCACCCCAAUCCAACCUACCCACUCCAAACCUGCCUCUGCCCUCUGGCUAUGGCUGCUCUGCAGCUGUUGGUAUUACAAGAGGACAGGUUUCAUACAGGGGCUCUACAUCCCUCACUCUCUCCUCCCCACGCACACACACCCUUUCACCUCCCCUCAGCUGUUAUGCCUCUGGCUGCAUGAACAUUGCUGCGUAUUCGGACCCCCCGUCCCCCCUUCCCCCCGUGUCUCAGAGUGUGUGUCUUGUAGGAAGGGAUAAAUGUGCAAGAGUGGAUCCAUUCUAAUGCUGGACUGCCUGUAGAUUGGAGCAUUGAGUAAUUGCUUUUAUAAAGGAAAGAAAACUCACAGGAUCCACCCCAAGUCUCAAGUUAAAAACACUACUUAACCAUCAUAAUGUAUCAGAUGGCAUGAAACGUUAAUUAUGAACGUUUUUUAAUGUGUUUCUGUGUUUGUGUGUGAUUUUUUUUUUUUUUUUUAAUGCAAAUGUCAUGUAACUGUUCCAGAGUCCUACCCAGUCCUUGAAGUGCAAAACUAAAUCACUGAUUGGUCAGCCUUUGCAGUCUAAGAAGUUACAUAUCCUGGAAUGAAAUUGAGUGCUUUUGGUCCCUGGUCACAUUCCAUAUAGCAUAGGGAAGAGUUUUGUCAUGUAACAGUGUGUCUGAAUGUACUGACAGUAUUAGUGAAAUUCAUUGACGGAUGUUUUUUUAUUUGUCCCCAAUUCCUAUUUUUGCAUCAUGCCAAAGGUGUUAAGACGGAUAUUAAUAAGGUAUAUUUAAUAAAUGGUAACAGCAAUGUUAGGAUUGUACGCCAUGGUAAACUACUCCAAUGCUAGUUACAUUAGUGCUUCUAAAUGUAGACCACAGUCCAGGUUGUCAAAUCUUGUGCCUUCAAGACAUGGUUAAGAAAUUAAAUGAUGUUUUCCUAUUUUUAUACAAUCAUGUAGUUUGGAUACAUACUGUACCAGUUACCUUGACCUUAAAAGAUGUUUUUGAGGGUACAGAUUGUUAUGGUUGUAAUUUUCUAUUGCCACAAAGGGACUCUGGUUAAGGGAGGGGGGAGCGAAUCCUUUGUUUACAUUAAAGAAUCUUUCUUUGCAAGGAUCCUUAGCUGCUCCAACAGGAUUCCACUGGCAUGAGAGAAUCAUAAUUCCUCUGCAUCCAUAAAAGCAUAAAUCAGACGUUAUGAGAGUACCUGAAUUCCUAGCAUGAAGAUGUGCGUCACUGUUUAGGUGUCCCCCAAUAUGGCAGUGGCCUUGCUGUGGGACCAAGUCUUGGUAUCUGAGUUACUUUGGUGCCUGCAUAGCUGUACCAAAGUCAGUAUUUGCCCAUUGCUAAUUAAUCUCCUGUUACAUGACAUAUGACAAUGUGAGCAACGAAAUGCUAAAGCAAUGUUUCAUGAUAAAUUUGUCUGCAUUAUACAAACUACAGUGCUUUGGUCUGAAUCAAUCAUUGCAUUCCGUGCCUUUUUGUAAUGAGACGAAACAAAGGGCUUGUGGGCACAAUAUUCACUAAAUAUUCGUAUGGUUAUGUCGGUCAAAAAAUACUGUUCUGAGUUUUAGAUGUUUUUUUUUUUCAACAGAAAAAAAAUAAGUAUACUGUUUUUAUGUCAAAACACCAACUGUUUGUAAUCCUAAAGUGCAUUAUUUACAGAAAAUAAAAAUAAAACAAUUGUUUCAA
This is a messenger RNA of Sardina pilchardus (European sardine), 3425 nucleotides long. RefSeq names its product suppressor of fused homolog (Drosophila) (gene sufu). The transcript has 13 exons. The record is from RefSeq and is a predicted model, not a curated record. Gene Ontology annotation, molecular function: transcription factor binding. Lineage: Eukaryota; Metazoa; Chordata; Actinopteri; Clupeiformes; Clupeidae. Bases 211 to 1668 code for a protein of 485 amino acids. Gene Ontology annotation, cellular component: cytoplasm; nucleus.